Vigna unguiculata (cowpea) is the source of this 5873-nucleotide messenger RNA. RefSeq lists its product as uncharacterized. NCBI's taxonomy places the organism in Eukaryota, Viridiplantae, Streptophyta, Magnoliopsida, Fabales, Fabaceae. The record is from RefSeq and is a predicted model, not a curated record.
AAUCUAAAGUCUCGUAUAUUUCUUUUCAAACCAAACCUUCCGUACGUAGUGUUACCAAAACAUCUCCUGUGUUGCUCGAAACAUCUUCCCGUGUUGCUCGAAACAUCUUCAACGAUUUUUCUUCAAACUGUCCUUAAUAGUGCUUGAGUCAUCUUCAUCGUUGCUCGUCCUUCGCAACCUGCUUCUUGAAGGCAUUGACUUCCAUUUCCAUCUUCUGCACAAAUCGGUGAAGCAUCCCAAAAUAGGAGGGAUUUCUCUGCAUUUUUGAAGAUUUUGUGAAGCAAUUAUCUUAACAGUAGCUGAAACAAUAUUAUCAAGGAAAAUUAACGAGAAAACCAGAGUCAUGGACAAAAGUUGGAUGUGUCAACCAAGAUCUUCUGGCAGGUACUUAGAUGGUUUAAACAAGUUUCUCGACUUUGCAUUUAGUAAUGCAGCACAAGGUGAUCAAAUUUUGUGUCCAUGCAAGAAUUGUAAUAAUUGUUGUUGGAGUAACCGAGCAGAAGUGUAUGAACACUUAAUUUGUGAUGGAUUUGAUAAAAGAUAUGAUAAAUGGAUUUUUCAUGGGGAAGGUGGAUCUUCAAAAGUGGAUAAAGGAAAGACUAAUAUGCAUGAUAAUUUGGAUGAACUUUUAGAGGAUACUUUCAUGAUGCCUGAGUGUGAUUUUGAUGACAUAUUGGAUGAAGACGAAGAGUUUGAUGUAGAAAUGGUGAGGAUUUACAAUUUAGUACGUGAUGCUCGUCAAGAAGCAUACCCGGGUUGUAAAAAAUUCUCAAAACUAUCAAUCAUUGUUCGUUUACUCCAUAUUAAGAACCUUUAUGGGUGGAGCGAUGUAUCAUUUAGUGCGUUACUACUAUUGCUCAAAGAAUUGCUUCCUGAAAACUCUUCUUUGCCAGUAACAUUCCAAGAUUGCAAAUACAUAAUCAAAGAGUUAGGUUGUAGUUAUGAAAAAAUCCAUGCUUGUCCUAAUGACUGUAUCCUAUUUUGGAAAGAGCAUGAGAAUGAAGAUAAAUGCCCCAAGUGUGGUGCUUCAAGAUAUAAAGAGAGAGGGUGUCUAAAUCUUAAGAAGAAAGUUUCUUGCAAGGUAGUUUCUCCCCCGGUUCCAGCCAAAGUGUUGAGGUAUUUUCCUCUUAAACCGAGGAUCAAGAAGUUAUAUAUGUCAUAAAAAACUGCUGAUUCAAUGAAAUGGCAUGAGAGGGGUCGUACUAAUGAUGGAAAAUUAAGGCAUCCUGCAGAUUCACUUGCUUGGAAAACUUUUGAUUCACUACAUCCUGAUUUUGCAUUGGAUCCACGAAAUGUGAGGCUUGGGUUAGCAAGUGAUGGAUUUAAUCCAUAUAAGACAAUGAGUAGCAAAUAUAGUAUUUGGCUGGUUGUUCUGAUGUCAUACAACCUACCUCCAUGGGCCUGCAUGAAGCAACCUUAUUUGAUGUUAUCUUUACUUAUUCCAGGUCCUUCUUCCCCUAAAAGUAGCAUAGAUGUCUAUUUAAAACCUCUAGUUGAUGAGCUAAAGGAGUUAUGGGAGAAAGGAUUUGAAACCUAUGAUGCCUCUAGUAAGCAAUAUUUUAAUGUUCGAGCUGCAUUACUUUGGACUGUGAGUGAUUUCCCUGCCUAUGCUAUGCUAUCAGGUUGGCGUACUAGUGGAAAGUUGGCGUGCCCUGUGUGUAACUAUGAUACAUGGUCCAAGUACUUGCCGAAAAGUAAAAAGAUGUGCUACAUGGGUCAUCGUAGAUUUUUGGACUCCAAUCACAAAUGGCGGAAAAAUAAGAAGUGUUUUGAUGGCUAUGAAGAAUUUAGAGUUGCUCCAGUUCCAUUAUUAGGUUCUACUAUAUUGGAAAAAAUUGGCGAAAAAGAGAAUUUAUUUGGAAAUCCUCAAAAGAGGAAAAGAAAUAAUGUUGAUCCAUGGGUCUAAUAUUUGUUACCACCUGCACGAUUUACUCUUUCAUCAAAAGAAAAGGAUAUCUUUUGUGGCAUCUUGAAAGGAGUGAAGCUUCCAGAAAAUUAUGGGUCUAAUAUUUCUAAUUGUGUUCAACUUGAGCAGCAAAAACUUCUUGGGCUUAAAAGUCAUGAUUUUCAUAUUCUGAUGCAAGACUUACUUAAAAUAGCAGUACGAAGAGUUUUACCAAAAGAAGUCGCAAGAGUUUUAAUUAAGUUAAGCUCAUUCUUCAAGAUUUUAUGCUCCAAAGUUAUCAAUGUUGAAUUAUUUGAAUGUUUGGAUGUUGAAAUUGCAUUGAUUCUUUGCGAAUUGGAAAGAAUUUUUCCUCCAUCUUUUUUUGUUAUAAUGGUUCAUCUAUCAAUACAUUUAGCAUACGAAGCUAGAAUUGCAGGACCCGUGCAUUACCGUUGGAUGUAUCCAAUUGAGAGGUUUCUUCUUAAGUUAAAGAACUAUGUGCGUAAUAGACGUUAUCCAGAGGGUUCUAUUGCAGAAGGCUAUAUAGCAGAUGAAUGUUUGACAUUUUGUUCAAGGUACUUAGAUGACGAUAUCCAAACAAAAUUCAAUAAACCAGCAAGGAGUUUAGAUGGUCCUGUAGGAGAUGGAGUCAUGACAAGUUUGGAUCCUCUUACAUGGGAGCAAGCUCAUCGAUAUGUGUUAUUCAAUUCAGAAGCUAUCAAACCAUUUCUCAAGCAACAUGAAGAAUUUGUUUUCAGUCACAAUCGUCAAGGUUCAACAAGAAAAUGGAAUAAGGCUAACGAUCAAUGUCUUACUUUUCAUGAAUGGUUUGAAGAUCGAGUAAGGAAUUUAGAUGUUAGUGAAGAUGUUAAAUGGUUGUCUAAAGGGCCAAAUACAGUUGCGAGAAGAUUUUCUGCAUAUGCAAUAAAUGGCUACAAGUUUGUCAUUGAAAGUCGUGAAAGAAAAACACAAAAUUCAGGGGUUAUGGUUGUUUCAUCUACAGUCAAGUUUAGAAGCAAGAAAGAUGAAAAUCCGUUGGUAGAAAAUGUUACCUACUAUGGAGUUUUGAAAGACAUAAUUGAAUUGGAUUACUACGGACAUUUCAAGUUUGUGUUGUUCAAAUGUCAUUGGUUUCAAAUUAAACAAGAUGGUUUUGGAUUGGUACUCAUAAAUUUUCAGAGGUUGAUCUAUGAAAAUGAUCCUUUUGUAUUUGCAUCUCAAGUAAAGCAAGUGUAUUAUACAAAGGAUCCAAAUGAUGAUUGGCAUGUUGUUACUAACACCACCCCUAGAGAUUUGUUUGAUAUAUAUGGUGAUCUAGAGAAUGAAGAUGUGGAAAAGCACUUGGAUGAUCAAUUAAGAAGUCCAAUGUUUGAUCAAUUUACGGUUAAUGAAGAUGAAAAUAUUUGGUUUAGGGACGAUGUACCUGGAACAACCAUUGAUGCAAGUUUAAUAGAUGAAGAAGAAACAAGAGAAGAACCUAGACAAGAGUCCCUUGAUGAUUGAGUUUAGUAUUUAAAUUGUUUAUGUUUUUAUUUUUUUUACAGUGGUACAAUAAGGGCAAGAGGUAAAGUUUCAUGGGCUGCCAGCUCAAUGGAAGAUACCCUUAAUGAUCAAGAAGUUCAAACAUACACCAAAAAGCGUAAGGCUUCAUGGCCAAGUGGAUCAAUGACUGAAAUUCUUAAUGAGCUAGAGGAGACAGCAUCAAGUCCUUGCCUAACACCCCUGGCGCCCUAUUUGAUUAACGAUGAUAGUCUUGUUAUCAAGAAGAAAAGGGGUUCAACAAAGUGUCUUAAGACUCAUGGUUUGAGUCAUGAAGAUCGCAUUCAAGUUAGACUGAAUAUUCUUGGCCAACCUAUUGGUCAAUAUAGGGCUGCCUUGAGCUCUUAUUUGGGAACAUUGGCUAGGAAUGCACACAUUGCUCCUUUGACAUACACAACUUGGAGAGAGUUGAAAGAUAAUUGGGAGGAUAUGUGGCAAACAGUCAAGUCAAAGUUUGAUAUAGAAGAACGUGGUAAAAAGUGGGUCUUGCAAAGUAUUGGUUCAAGUUGGAGGACUCACAAAUGUCGCUUGAAAAAGAAGUUCUUUAAGCCAAACAUGAAGGAGGAGUACAAUUUAAAGAAUCGACCAUCCAUUAUUCCACUUGAACAGUGGAAAAUACUUCUUAAGUUUUGGAAAUCUAACAUGGCUAAGGAACGUAGUGAGAAGAAUAAAAUUAGCAGAGCACAGUAUACAUUUGUCCAUACCACUGGAUCAAAAACUUUUGCAGAAAUUCGUGAAGAAGAGAGGAUGAAGAAUGUUGAUGCUAAAGAGCCCUCCCGUGUAGAAAUGUUCCUUUUGACACAUAAGCCAAAGGAUGGAAAUAAGACAAAGGAUGGAACAAGUAGAAUUGUUUCAGAGCUUGAGGAGGCCAUUACUUUACACCCAGAAGCAGAGGAAAGCACAACUCAGGAUGAUUUAUUUUCCCAAGUCUUGGGUAAAGAGAGACCUGGCUCUGUACGCACAUAUGGAAAAGGGGUUGCACCUACAGAUUUAUGGGGAACUAAGUCUACAAUUGAAAUCCAGAAAAUAAUAGAUGAAGUCAAAAGGAAUGCUAGAGUAGAGAUGCAAGAGGAGAUGCAAGUAAAAUUACAAGAACAAGUGGAAGCCAUCAAAACUGAAAUGUUUACUGGUUUUAAAACAUUUUUGGCUCAGCUGCAGACAUGCUUUCCAACAGUAGCAAUUCCAGAAUUUUCUAGCAUGUGGAAUCCAAAUAUAAAUGAAAGAGAUAUGAAGGACAAAAUUAACUCUCAUAGGAAGAAAAAGCGGAAGGAGGAAAAGGCUCAAAAGAAGCUUGUUGAAAGGUUAUGCCUCUUCUACCAGAGGAAUCUAUGGAUGUUGAAAUUCCCGAGGAGGACCUGGAUUUCUAGUGUUGAGGUCAAGCCAUACUAUUAGGUCAUGUUUACUGAAGAUCAAACAUAUAACAGCCUAGGAAGGCGCAUAUUUGAUGUCUACAUUCAGGUGUGUUUAUGGCAUCACAAUCGAGCAUGAUAGCAUGUGGGUCUCAUGACAGUGGCUUCUCUUCUGAUAGGAUUAAGAUGCACACUGUUCAAAGUCACAAUUGUUCAGGCAGCUCUACCUCAGGGAAUUGUUCCUUUUGUUUUUGCCAAAGAAUAUAAUGUUCAUCCAGCUUGACUGAUGAAAGUUUGAAACUUCCCUUAGGCUGAAAUGAGAAGGCAGAGGAAAAAGCAACUCAUGGAGUACAUCAUUCCAGUUGAAGUGAUGCCUAAACCCAGAAAAAAACUUCGGAGAGUAAAUUCAGCUCAAUCAUUGUGAUGUCUUUUUCAUCACUCGUCUCAUCAACAAACUAGACUGCUUUGUGACUUGGUGUAGAUAUAAGGGGGAAGAUUUAAGAGAUUCAAUGUCAUUGCAGUUGCAGGUUCUUGGAGUUACAUUGUAUAGAAAAGAAAGAAUAGCUGGAGCCAAUUAAUCCAAGAAUCUGAAAGCUAAUGCAGCUGGAUUAACUCAACAAAACAAUGUGAAGCCUGUUUCAUAUGCCAACAUUCCCAAGGCUAAACCAGAACAUCCUUUGGGCUCUCAAUCAAAACUUCCAGAAGGUUCACGGGAAGUAUCUAUGCCUCAAUCUUCGUCAGUUUAUUUAUUUACAUAUCAAUCUAUGCCUCAAUCUUCGUCAGUUUAUUUAUUUACAUAUCACGAGCAGUGAUAGUAAUAUUUGUCUUUAUUUACAUAUUUUGUAUGCCACUUAAUUAAUACAAGUCCAUUUUGAUAUUUAUACAGUUACAAUUCAUAAUUUUAAGAGUAAAAUAGGUUUUCACGAAUUCCCGCAUCUUAUUUAAUUUCAAUGAUAAAAAAUUUUCUGAACCGGUGUCUCAUUUAGGGGUCUCAUCUCAUUCACAAUUUUCAGUUGUUUAUUUAGACUAAAAGAUUUUGGUCCCUUGACCUUCUGGAAUGUUUUCACGAAAUCAUUUUCAGCAUUUCAAGCUCUCUUUUU